Oikopleura dioica is the source of this 1272-nucleotide messenger RNA. Lineage: Eukaryota; Metazoa; Chordata; Appendicularia; Copelata; Oikopleuridae. The record is from the annotation of a GenBank genome assembly.
AUGGCGCUUUUGACUGAAAAACUUCCCGUCAUGGAUUUUGCUGGUCUCAGAAGAAAAAGUCUUGAGCGACUUUCGCGAAUUCCCUUGAUUUUGCGAAAAAAUCGACCAAGAAAGAUCAAAUCCGAGCCGGUUGUUUUUGAAAAUGAGAAUUUCGAGUCGAAAAAGAUCGUGCCAGUAGAAGACGAACGACAAGAGAAAGAAUACGACUGUGCCAAGAAACCGCCUUAUUCUUACAUGGCCAUGAUCGAGAUGGCGCUUUCUUCGACCCCCGAGCACCGAAUGUCGCUUCAAGAAAUUUACCGCUGGAUCGAGAACCGCUUUCUUUAUUUCAAAACUGCCAAGCCGGGAUGGAAAAACUCCGUCCGCCACAAUUUGUCGCUCCACGACAUUUUCUACAGGGACAGUCAAAAUACUUCCAAAGUGUCGUUUUGGUGCAUGAAGAAGAAAGUUCAACAGCUGCCGAAUAUUGAAGAUCUUGAAGGUCCCUGCAUUCCACAAAACCGCCUUCCUCGCCCCGAUCUCGCUGCUCCUUCAUCAUCCGACAGCUUUUUCCUGAAACUCGAGCCUAUUUCCGAAAACGCAGCUGAAAGCUUCGAAGCCUUCCAAACGCCGAAAAACCGCCAAGUCCUCUCGCAAAUUUCCGUCAAUCGAUUGCAACCGCGCAAUUCGCAGCAAAAGGAAAAUAUCUCGCCGACGAUCUGCUCGAAUUUGGAAAAGACGCCGACCAUGCCAUUUCGAAAACGAGUUCUGGGGGAGAGGAAUCUCAAUUCUAGCGCGAGCCCGAUUCAACAAAAGAACAGUCUUUUGGAGGUGCAGAAAGGAAUUAGCCCCCCGAAAAGCCAGGACUCAGGUUUUCAAUCGGAUGCUACUUCCUCGACAACGCUGAACAACAUGAAUUGCGAUCCAGCGACGCCAGUAAAGAACUGCUCCUUCGACGCGAUCGUCGAUCGAUACUACGUCGACGACAUCAACGAAAUGAACUUCAGUCGAGAUUCGUUCAUGGACUUCAUCAACGACCUUGCCACGCCAUUUUCUGCCCUGAAGAGUUCGACGAAAAAAGCUCAUUCCUCGACGAAGAAAUAUCGAUCGCCUUUCAAUCCUAUCCACAGCUCAACUCCAGCGAGAAAACUCGACUUCGGGAACAAAAGAAAAAGCUCCUCCCGCGCUUUGUUCCAAGAUGAUGCCAAUUCCAACAAAGAAAAUCAUGACGAAAGUCCCAUUCCUUUCAAACGAGUCCCAACUGCUCACAAGAUAGAAGACCUCUUGCCCUGA